Messenger RNA from Theileria orientalis strain Shintoku, 426 nucleotides. RefSeq lists its product as hypothetical. The transcript has a single exon. The coding region runs from base 1 to 426 and encodes 141 amino acids. The record is from RefSeq and is a predicted model, not a curated record. Lineage: Eukaryota; Apicomplexa; Aconoidasida; Piroplasmida; Theileriidae.
AUGGAUUCUGACGUUUCCAUCGACAACCUGGUCAGUCUUGUCGAAUAUGUGUCGCUGUGUGACUCGUACAUUAAUACUGACCCACCGGCGCAACUCUCGAGCGCAAAUAGGAAUAUCGCAGCGGAAACGCCGUUAUAUGAGCGGCUGGACACCCACACUGCCCAUUCGUCGGUCGUUUCGGAGGAUUCCCCCGUUUUCUUGCCGGAACAAGUUGAAACGGGCCGCGUUCUACAGGACGAUUCCGUCUGCACCAACCUAGUCUGCAGUUCUACCAUUUCAAGUCUAGAGCGUAAGGUUAAACUGUUGGAGACUCAGAAUUCGCAGCUCAUCGUCAACACCUGCUCCCUCUACAACACACUCACAAAGCACAUAGAAUCGCUAAGGGAGGAGCUACGUCGCAAGGAUGAAGUGAUAAAUAACAUGUAA